This is a messenger RNA of Erinaceus europaeus (western European hedgehog), 4667 nucleotides long. RefSeq names its product zinc finger and BTB domain containing 26 (gene ZBTB26). Gene Ontology annotation, molecular function: DNA-binding transcription factor activity, RNA polymerase II-specific; RNA polymerase II cis-regulatory region sequence-specific DNA binding; protein binding. NCBI's taxonomy places the organism in Eukaryota, Metazoa, Chordata, Mammalia, Eulipotyphla, Erinaceidae. The transcript has 3 exons. The coding region runs from base 237 to 1562 and encodes 441 amino acids. Gene Ontology annotation, cellular component: nucleus. The record is from RefSeq and is a predicted model, not a curated record. Gene Ontology annotation, biological process: regulation of transcription by RNA polymerase II.
GUUGGGUCCCCCUUUGGCUUGGGUUCCCAGCCCCUCCCCCUUCCCGGAGCCCCAAGGGGCCGGAGCCCCUGGCACUGCAGGAUCCUGAAGGCGGCCUUCCACUGGGUCUGAAUAAUGGCAUCUAUCUUGUGAUAGGAAAUGAAGUUCUGUAAUGGACGUAUGGCAUUGUUAUUGGAAAGAAAUCAAGUAUACUGAUUUGAAUGAUGUCACGAUUCUAUAGUAAAUAGUCUGCCAAAAUGUCUGAAAGAUCAGAUCUCCUUCACUUCAAGUUUGAAAAUUAUGGAGAUUCAAUGUUACAAAAAAUGAACAAAUUAAGAGAAGAAAAUAAAUUUUGUGAUGUUACAGUUCUCAUAGAUGAUGUUGAGGUACAGGGGCAUAAAAUUGUUUUUGCUGCAGGUUCCCCAUUCUUAAGAGAUCAAUUUUUACUGAAUGAUUCCAGAGAGGUGAAAAUCUCCAUUUUACAAAGUUCUGAAGUGGGGAGACAAUUGCUCUUAUCCUGUUAUAGUGGUGUGCUGGAAUUUCCUGAGAUGGAACUGGUAAAUUACCUGACUGCUGCGAGCUUUCUUCAGAUGAGCCACAUUGUAGAACGGUGUACACAGGCCUUGUGGAAGUUUAUAAAGCCAAAACAGCCAAUGGAUAGUAAAGAGGGAUGUGAACCACAGAGUGCUUCUCCCCAGUCAAAAGAACAGCAGGGAGAUGGCAGAGGCUCCCCCAAACAGGAUUCACCUUGUAUUCAUCCAUCUGAAGACAGUAUGGAUAUGGAGGACAGUGAUAUUCAGAUUGUUAAGGUAGAAUCUAUUGGGGAUGUAUCAGAGGUUAGAAGUAAAAAAGAUCAGAACCAGUACAUUUCUUCUGAACCCACUGCUUUACAUUCAUCAGAGCCCCAACACUCCUUGAUAAACUCAACUGUGGAAAACAGAGUAAGUGAAAUAGAACAAAACCACCUCCACAAUUAUGCCCUUUCUUAUACAGGCAGUGAUAACAUCAUCAUGGCCUCAAAAGAUGUGUUUGGGCCUAAUAUUCGAGGUGUAGACAAAGGCCUUCAGUGGCAUCAUCAGUGCCCAAAGUGUACCAGGGUGUUUCGUCACCUGGAGAACUACGCCAACCAUUUAAAAAUGCACAAACUCUUUAUGUGCCUACUCUGCGGCAAGACUUUUACUCAGAAAGGCAACCUUCAUCGACACAUGCGUGUGCAUGCCGGCAUUAAACCUUUCCAGUGUAAGAUCUGUGGGAAAACCUUUUCUCAGAAGUGUUCUUUACAGGAUCAUCUUAACCUUCACAGUGGAGAUAAGCCCCAUAAGUGUAACUAUUGUGACAUGGUUUUUGCACAUAAGCCAGUUUUGAGGAAACACCUUAAACAGCUACAUGGCAAAAACAGCUUUGAUAAUGCCAAUGAAAGAAAUGUCCAAGACCUCACAGUGGAUUUUGAUUCUUUUGCAUGUACAACAGUCACAGACUCUAAAGGGUGUCAGUCACAGCCUGAUGCAACACAGGUCCUGGAUGCAGGUAAACUGGCCCAAGCUGUUCUGAACUUAAGGAAUGAUAGUAGUUGUGUGAAUUGAGUAUGGGCUUUAUACUCAUAACUAGAACUGACUGAAAUAAUGUGGCAAUAGUUUAAGUCUUUUUAGGAGUGAUUUUGCUACUUAAGUUCUCCAAAAACGUGUGCAAAUUGUAGGGGUGAGUCAAAGCACUAGUAGGCCAGGAAACUUAUUACUUGGAGUGGUCUUGCUGUCUUUAGCCUCCCCAUAUUCUGUCUUCAAUUAUUUAUCCUUUGAUGUCUGAUUUUCUUUACCAAGGAAUAUUCCAUUUGUCUACCUAACACUGACUUAUGUGUGAGACUGGCAGUGUUUUAGACUUUGCACUUGGCACAUUUGGAGGUACCUCACCUAACCUCCACUAAUAGAUACUGUACUAAAAGAAGUGACUAAUGUUUUUCUUCGGCAGAGAAUAGGCCGGGAUAUAAAGUGAUAAUGUUGUUGGCCUGAAUAUGUGGUAGAACUUCUGGUUGCCUAUUGACAAUUGUUUGUUUAAUGAAUGAAUCUGCUUCCUAUGAUAAUUUGUGUUUGUUUUAGAGAUGACUGUAGAGAAAUAUUUGAAGUUCUGUAUUCUUCUGUACUCUUUUCAACACUACUUAGGUCCCAACUCCAUGGCAUUCAAUUGUUUCCAUAUAUAUAUAUAUAUAUAUAUAUAUAUAUAUAUAUAUAUAUAAAUAUAAUUUUUCCCUUUUGUUGCCCUUGUUUUUUUUUUAUUGUUGUAGUUAUUACUGUUGUUGUUACUGAUGCCAUUUGUUGUUGGAGAGUACAAUCUUUUUAGCAGCUCAUGCAGACAGAUUGUUAGGGGGUCACCAUUAGGAUCACAAUCAACAAAAGAAUGAAGUACAGUUAUACUAUUACUUGCAUGGUUUUCCUCAAGAAGCCAGAUUCUUAUUACUGCCUAAUUUACUUGUUAAAGUCAGGAUUGCUAUAAAAACAUUUUUAUUAUACUAAAGUAUAGAAGACCUAAGGGGAAUAUUUAUUAUGAGUGUGAACUCAUAAUUUUGUCAUAAGAAAGGUGAGUCUGGCCUUCAGCAUGUUGUUCAGUGCACUGUGAUAAUUGUUCCUGACUUCUCUUUUCCUUGUGUUCUUUAAUUUCUGAAACAGAUGGGGAGGAGGGAACAUCACAGAGGGAAUAGUCAGACUUUUGCAUUAAGCUAUUAGUAUAAAGGUACACUGUCCCAAUUUGCCACUUUUGAAUAUAUCACAGUUCAAAAAUUGAUUUUUCACUAUGGAAAAGCAUAACUUUUUUUCUAAAGCACAUAUACUUCAGAAGUAAAAUGCUGAAUGUUAUUAGUUCCUGCCUCACUUGCUAGACUUAGGUAGUAGGAGUGUUAGAUUCCUUAGGAAAUCUUUAAAAAUCAUUUACUUGCUCUUUUUUUUUUUUUUUUUUACUGUAAAUUGGGGUAUCCAGAGGCAAAAGAAGUGGCCUGGCCUAGGUUGGCCAAAAUGUUAUGUGGCUGAAUAUGAGCUAAUGUCUCCUCACUAUACUUGGCUUAAAAUGAUUUAGUACAUGAUCAAGAGUUAGUGUUAUGAAAAGGUUCCCUUUGUGUCUGACAUUUGUGACUGUUAACUGUGAGACAGGCUAGAUUUUUGUAAACAAAAUAUCAUAAAGGGAUUUAUUUAUGUUAGUUACUUUUGGGUUAGACUGAGUAUGCUUCCCAAAUAUGUGAUUGACUUGCUGGGUUAGGGAGGAAAAGGACAAGUACGAAUAAUGUGAGAAGAAUCCAAAUGUGAAACUGAUUUUGUCUGUAAACUGGGCUUAUGUAGUUUCCAUCAAGAUUUCCUGUUUUCACUUUUGAGUUAUGAGAGUGUAUGUAAAGAUAAACCAGAAAUUAGGUUUAAUUUGUGUAGUCAGGAAAUUCUUAAAAGAUGUUAUAAUAUAAUGCAUUUACAUGUAAGUCUGUCUUGAUAGAUUUAAAAUGAGGCUACACUAGUGAUAAGACCUAAUAGGUAUCUUAUGUCUAAUGUCACUCAUUGUAUGGUCUAAUGAUGCUUCCUAGCAUUCUGAUUUUUAUAUGAUCCAACCAAAGAGUACCAGUUCUAUGCAUCAGUGAGACACUAAUAUGCUAACCAAUGUUUCACUAUUUUCUCUGAGCAUUAUUUCAUCACAGGAAAAUUUCAAGUUGGAGUGCUUCUUUGUUUACAUUCAUGUCCUGUUUUUGUUCUGGCUUGAAGACUAAAUAAGGCAUGUAUUCAAAUAAGAUUUGUCUCUGGUUGGAGACUAUUACCAGGUUCAGUUAGUCAUUCAAGAAACAUUUACCAAGUAAUUACUGGUGCCUGGCACUAUGCUAGAUACUGAGGAUAUGAAGGUAAGAUUGUUAUCAUCCCUGCCCUCAGGAAGCUUACAGUCUCAUCUGAUCUUAGUGAGAUAGGUGCCAACUUGAUAUAACAGGAUAAUCUGCCUUGCUUUCUUUAAUUACAUAACAUAAAGUCAGGAUCUUGAUGGUUUUUUUGUUAGUAAAACUUGUAGUUGUUAUCUUUUGCAACUGCAAACCACUGAUGUGACUUACAGUGUCCACCAUUUCUUGGCUGGAGAAGUGUUCUGUUUCUGUGAGACAUAGUCUUCAUUUUCAUUGAACUUGAUUUUUAUCUUUUUUUUUUUUUUUUUUUUUUUAGUACAUGAGUCUUAGUUUGUACUUGCAAAGCAGUCAAAUUAUUGCUAAAAAUAGUUUUAUAGGGCAAGACAACUUUCAAAAGUAGUAAUAUUCCUAAAAGUUAUAUUCAAAAGUAGCAAGAUUUUUUUUUUUGCAAGAUUAUUUUUUAAAACAUCAUUCAUUCAGCAUUUCUAUCUUGUGGGUUCCCCUGGAUAACUAAAAAGGAGAGAGGACUCUAUCAUAAUUUGGCUAACAAUUUUUACUGUGUCAUUGUUACUAUUUCAUUUUAAAGACACAUUCCAUACUGGCUUUGCUGUAAAUCAGAUACCAUUUUGAUUUGUUUUAAUGUACUAGAAAGUCUAUAAAUGUAGGUGACUAGUGUCACUACUACUAAAAAUAUUGUCCUAAGUAAGCAACUCAGAAUAUUUUAUUUCAGCUGGUGAAUAGCUGUUCUAAAUCUGUUGUAUGUUAGACAUACUACGAACUACCUCUUCACUUAUUAUGGGGAAGUUUCCGUAAUAAAAGUGUGACUGUUAAA